Molecule: messenger RNA, 1089 nt
Organism: Cooperia oncophora
Lineage: Eukaryota; Metazoa; Nematoda; Chromadorea; Rhabditida; Trichostrongylidae
Source: the annotation of a GenBank genome assembly
AUGUUCACUCGAUCAUCGGCUACAUGUCUAGAUCAUAUACGAGAUACAUGGCCGAGAGAUGGGGUUAUACGACUGGAAGUUGUACACAAUCUACGCACACUGGAGUAUAAGGAAAACUGGAUCAACUGGUAUACCCAAAAGUUGACAAAGGGCUUGAUCAUCGGUACCAUCACUGCAGAAAAUGAACGGAGCCACAUGACAUGUUCUUUCAAUCCGGCCGAUGUGUUUCUGUAUGGUCCUCGAGCCAUGCCAGCUGAAGUGCGAGAAGGACGGGGAAGACCUUUGCAGAAAAUAAAACAUGAGCACGCUGAGCGUGAAGCACACAGUGGAUCUAGUCUUUUGAGCUACUUUCUUCGUGUACCCACGGAAUUGCUUCUAAAUAAUGAUGAUACGCCUGACUAUGGCGAAUCAGCUGAUGAUGUCGACAAUCAAUACGGAGACGUUAUUUAUGAACAGGAGGCUGAUGCUGAAACAGCGUUUAGCGAGCACUUCAGAAAACACUUUAGUGAAACCGGAAGACGCGUUUCCGCUAUGAGUAUCGAGUGGAGUACUCACUAUUAUACGGUAUCUUACGCCUACCUGUUUCUUUUCGCCACAAGCACAAUAUUACAACGCUCUGGGCAAGGGGAUUCUGCUCAGGUUGACGCCGACUCGGAAUGCUUCGGUGACACUUUUUCUCGCCGAGUUAUGCGGGCUGUAGUUGGUUUCGAAGACGUGGUGAUGGCAAGUCUUCGCGCUCUUGCUCAAAAUUCAUCUGAAGAUGAUGGUGCCGGACUUGGAUAUCUUCAUGAUUUGUCUACUAAUGAGCACUUCCACUUCGUUUCUUUCAUGAUGUCCAAAAGUAGCUACAUCACCGCGGCUAUUGUAAUGUUGAUAUUUACAUUCGCAAUAUCGAUGUUGCUCCGAUUCUCUCAUCAUCAAAUUUUCCUAUUCAUAGUCGAUUUAUUGCACAUGUUUGAGCUCAAUCAGCCUCUUGUUUUUCCAGCUGCACCUUUGCUUACCGUCAUUUUGGCCUUAGUCGGUAUGUUUCUAGCUAUUUCCAUCACAGUUUUUCAUUUCAUGUGGGUCGGCCCUUCUCUCUUCCGCUCC